AAUGCACCCUUUCAUGGCUAUGUCAGAUAUAUGUUCUGAGUUCUAAGUUCUGAGUUCUACUCUUCUCCUACUCUCCUCUGAGUCCUCUCUCAACCCUUCUUACCUCAAAAAUCUAACAAACUGGAUUUACAUGUCCAGAUCCAAUGCCAUUCAUAAGUUCUAAUAACUCGAUGUUUUAGUCCAAUACCACCAAAAGAACAUGACAUAAUUCAUUAUCAAUCCCUCUGAAAACCUGAUUGGCAUGGCUUCCCAAUCCCUUCAGCCUCACUUUCUUCUCCUACCCCUUAUGUGCCCUGGUCACCUUAUUCCUAUGGUAGACAUGGGCAGGUUACUGGCAAGAAAUGGUGUGAGAAUCACCAUUGUCACCACCCCUCUUAAUGCCAACAAAUUCAAGACGAUAAUCGACCGUGAUGCUGAAUCUGGGAUCCCAAUUCAAGUUCUCCAACUCCGAUUUCCUUGCGCUGAGGCUGGCUUGCCAGAGGGUUGUGAGAAUAUAGAAGAUCUCCCACGGCAGUUGUCCAGGAAUUUCAUGCAUGCAGCUAGCAUGUUGCAACAACCAGUAGAACAGUUCAUGGAAGAGACACAGCCAAGACCAAGUUGUAUUAUUUCAGAUAGACAUCUUCCAUGGACAGCUAGUGUUGCUCAGAAGUUCAGAAUUCCAAGGCUUGGUUUUGAUGGCACCAGUUGUUUUGCAGCCAUGUGCUCGCACUCGAUAGACACUUCCAAGAUUCAUGAAAAGGUCUGCAAUGACUCAGAGCCCUUUUUUGUGCCUGGUCUGCCAGAUAGGAUUGAAUUCACUAAAGCUCAGCUACCCACUAACUUCAAUCCAGGUUCAGUGUUUCUGAAAGAAAAGAAUGAGCAAAUGGCAGCAGCAGAAACGACAACACUCGGUUUGGUGAUUAAUUCUUUUGAAGAGUUGGAAUGGGAAUAUGUUGAAGAAUAUAGAAAGAGAAAGGGACACAAGAUUUGGUGUAUUGGCCCUCUAUCACUAUGCAACAAGGCAGACCUAGACAAGGCACAAAGAGGAAACAGAGCCACCUGUGAUGAAAGCCAGUUCUUAAGGUGGCUUGAUUCAUGGCCAACAAACUCUGCAAUUUAUGCUUGUCUUGGAACACUCAACUGUCUUGUGGCUACACAGCUAAUGGAACUUGCCUUGGGAUUAGAAGCAUCAAACAGGCCAUUCAUUUGGGUUAUAAGAGAAGGGUAUGAUACAAACGAAUUUGAGAAAUGGAUAUCCAAGGAAGGGUUUGAGGAGAGAACCAAAGGGAGAGGCCUCUUAAUCCGGGGCUGGGCACCACAAGUCUUGUUACUAUCUCAUCCGGCAAUAGGAGGAUUCUUGACACAUUGUGGCUGGAAUUCAGUAAUAGAAGGGGUGUGUGCUGGUGUUCCAAUGAUAACAUGGCCUCUAUUGGCAGAACAGUUUUUCAAUGAGAAGCAUGUGGUACAAUUACUAAAAAUUGGAGAGAGGAUUGGAGCAGAAAUUGUCAUAAAGUGGGGUGAUGAAGACAAAUAUGGGGUGAUGGUGAAGAGAGAGGAGAUUACAAAAGCUAUAAAUCUGGUAAUGUGUGGAGGAGAAGAAGGAGAAGAGAGGAGAAAGAGAGCAAGGGAACUCCAGGAGAUGGCAAAGAAAGCAUUAGAAGAAGAAGGAUCUUCUUACCUCAAUAUCAUCAAGCUGAUCAAAGAUGUGCAACAAGUUAGCAGCAAAGAUACAGAGACAUGAAAACUUAUAUCCAUGUGAGACAACUGUAAUUGGAAAGAAACAGCAAGGCACUUGCUUUUAUCUUCUCCCUUCUAGUUAAGAUUAUAUUUCAUUUGCUAAGGAAAUGGCCUCUCCCAUGUCCAAGAAAAUGCAGAAUAUAUGAAUUUUACUAGAGUAGCUGUACUUUUGCAUGCCAUUUCAUAAUUUGUACAAAAACUAGUAGCAGCCUUAAGAGCAAGUGCUGCUUACUGUAUUCUAUUGCGUCCUUGGUAAAAAUAGAAAUUUUACCCAGAA
Messenger RNA from Rubroshorea leprosula, 1993 nucleotides. NCBI's taxonomy places the organism in Eukaryota, Viridiplantae, Streptophyta, Magnoliopsida, Malvales, Dipterocarpaceae. The record is from the annotation of a GenBank genome assembly.